This is a messenger RNA of [Torrubiella] hemipterigena, 1487 nucleotides long. Lineage: Eukaryota; Fungi; Ascomycota; Sordariomycetes; Hypocreales; Clavicipitaceae. The record is from the annotation of a GenBank genome assembly.
AACAUCUUCAACCAUGGCAUCCACCACUGUACCACUCUUCAUCAACGGCAAAGACAUCGUGACUGAUGUCACAUUUGACGUGAUUGGUCCAACUACAGGCCAAGUGCAGCACCAAAGCAGCGAUGCCACCGCCACACACGCCAUUGCAGCUGUAGAGGCCGCUCAGAAUGCUUUUCCCGCAUGGAGCCAGACUACACCAGGAGCUCGCCGCGAAAUAUUCCUCAAGGCCGCCAAUGUCCUCGAUGCGCGAACAAAGGAGCUCAGCGAUUAUUUAAUGACUGAGACGGGAGGCACCACAGACUGGGCGGCCUUUAACGUCAUGUUAGGUCGGGAAUGCCUACUAGGUUGUGCAGGAAGCACAUUCGCCAUCGAGGGCAAGAUCCCUUCACUCCAGGACCCCAAAUACGGCGGCCUCAUUGUCAAAGAGCCCUAUGGUGUCAUUUUUGCCGUGGCUCCCUGGAACGGACCAUACCCUCUUGGCUUCCGCGCCGUCGCCUGGGCCAUUGCCGCCGGUAAUACCGUAGUUCUCAAGGGUUCAGAGCUCAGCCCUCGAACACUCUGGGCCAUCAGUUCUGUCUUUAAAGAGGCUGGCCUCCCAGAUGGCGUUCUCAACUUCAUCACUUCGUCACCGGCCAAUGCCGCUGAAGUGACCAAGACCAUUAUUGAGCACCCGUUUGUCAAGAAGAUCAACUUUACAGGCAGCACCAACGUAGGACGCAUUAUUGCCAAGCUAGCUGGCGAGAACCUCAAGCCUGUACUACUCGAACUUGGCGGCAAAGCCCCCGCAAUUGUCUGCGACGACGCCGACCUAGAUGUCGCAGCAAAGGAGUGCGCUAUUGGCGCCUUUGCCAACGCCGGCCAAGUGUGCAUGUGCACCGAGCGCAUUAUCGUACAUGAGAAGAUUGCUACUGAGUUCGAAGCUGCCAUCAAGACAUGGGUAGACAGACUCUUUGCUGCUGACCAAAGUGCCCCUGUUCUUGUGCAAGCUGCCGCCGUCACACGCAACAAGGCCCUUAUGAAGGAUGCUGCGGGCAAGGGAGCUCGCGUCGUGCACGGCGAUGUUGAUGCUUCCGAGGCAGUGAAUACGCAUAUGCGCCCGAUUGUCAUCAGCGGUGUGACGUCUGACAUGGACAUUUACAAACAAGAGUCUUUUGGCCCUACCGUGUCGAUCAUCACCUACUCGAGCGACGAAGAAGCCGUCCGCGUAGCCAACGAUACCGAGUACGGGCUAUCGUCUGCCGUCUUUUCCAAGGAUCUGCGCCGCGCUAUGCGCAUUGCUAGACAGAUUGAGACGGGUGCCGUCCACAUUAACCGCAUGACGGUGCAGGAUGAGGCUGCCCUGCCGCACGGCGGAGCGAAGGCCAGUGGUUUUGGACGAUUCAACGGUGUGAUUGAUGAAUGGGUGCGCACCAAAAAUAUUACCUUUGAUCUUUAAGCUUUUAUAUAUUUCAAGAUAAAUUUGGAUAUACAUAUCAAUGAGUGUUCAA